GUAAAGGUGCUUGAGUUGGGAUUUUUUUAUAUUUCUUCUCUUUGAUGAUUUUCUAGGAAAGCCUGAGCACCAUAAAAUUUUCAUUAACUUAAUAAAUCUCAUUCAUCUCAAAUAUCCCCUUCUCUUUCUUUGAUAUAUUAUCGAGCGCUCGCUUCUGUCUUCUUUUUUAUUCACAAGUUACAAGUCUGUUGUUAGUUCCUUCAGAGAAACACAGAAACAGAUGGAGUGUAUCAUGGCUAUCGUGCAGAUUUGCUGCAGAUGGUUAACAUUUUCUUCUCCGUCAUCUGCUGCUGCUGGAGAUGAUGAUGAUGAUGGUAUUGAAGCUAAUAUCCCCCCUCGUCGGGAAAAGUAUGAUGUGUUUAUCAGUUUCAGAGGUGAGGACACCCGCCGUGGUAUUACCAGCCAUCUUCAUGCUGCCUUACUUCAGAAGAAAAUUGAAACCUACAUAGAUUACAGACUUCAGAAAGGAGAAGAAAUCCGACCUGCCCUUCUAGAGGCAAUCGAGAAAUCCACGCAUUCGGUGAUCAUUUUCUCACAAAACUAUGCUUCUUCCACAUGGUGUUUGGAUGAGCUUGUGCAUAUACUCGAAUGCAAGGAAAGACAUGGCCAGAAGGUUAUACCCGUAUUCUACGACAUCAAUCCAUCUGAUGUACGAAAACAACACGGGAGUUAUGCGGAUGCAUUUGCUCAACUUGAAAAACGUUUCAAGGACAGUAUUAAUAAGGUGCACAAGUGGAGGGAUGCUUUGAAGGCUGCAGGCAAGCUAUCUGGGUUUGAUUAUUCAAACAAUCAAGGGUUCAAUGUUAACAGCUGCAACGUAUAAAACUCCACAAUUCUUGUCAUACUAAAGCUCUCAGACUCCUUGUGUUUCACAUAACUAGUAUAACUAGUUUGAUGCCACCCAAGUAGUCCAGUUGUAAUCUCAUUGUCAUUCAAACAAGUUUUACACUACCCACACCACUCGAGUAUCUCUCUGUUCUCACAGUAUACAAACAAUUUUUGUUCUAGAUUGUCCAAAAUCCCUAAAAUCUUGAAGCCAAUGAAACAUUUGGUGUCUCUUACUUUGCAAGGGAUAACUGUCGAAAUUCUUCCUUCGUCUAUUAAAAAUCUAAUUAGGCUUAAAACUUUAAACCUUUGUGGCCGCAAGCACCUUAACGAUGUCCCAACAAGUAUCUACAGUUUAACCAAUCAUAAAAGUCUCAACUUUUAUGCUUGUUGGAAACUUGAAAAAUUGUCUUCUAGCUCUGCCGGUUCUCUCUCUUUUGUACUACUAAAUCUCAUCAGCUACAGCGGUAUAUUGGAAAAUCCCUGAUGGUCUCUUUUUCUCAACCUCAUUGUAAAAUUUAUCUUUCUGGAACCAAGAUGACAAUUCCAAAGGUGGUGGAUGAAGAGAUGAGCCUGAAGCCAUUGGUUGGUGGAUGAAGAGAUGAGCCUGAAGCCAUUGGAUCAAGUGAUUAAGUCCAAAGCAAAUGAAAGCGAUGAUCAUGGACUGCAAAACACAACAAAAAAAAAAAAACCCGAAAAGGGUCGAAUCUAAUCUGCAGAGACCACCUAAAAUCAAGCUCAAGUAAAAUCUGAGAAAAAAUAGAUGAAUCUAAUCUGCAGAAACGAAAAAUAAUCGAAAUGAAAGAAGAGGUGGAAGGGAAUCGGAGCUUACCAGAGAGAGAGUGGUGGAGUUCAGUAAAAUUUUUGAGGGAAGAAGAUGAGGGAGAUAACCGGAGCCAGGACACAGCACAACGAUCUUUCAGUUUCAGUCUCAACACACGGUGCGAGGCAGCGACUAGCAACUAGCGAGAGAGAUAGGAACAUGAGGGUUUUGGAAACUAUUGAAAUUACACAAAAGUCCUUACUAACGGGUGUUAACGGGUGGUUAAUAGGUUUCGUGGGUUCACCCAAACUGACCCGUUAUUUAACGGGUGAUUAACGGGUUGACCAGUUAACCACCCGACCCGUUUAUCACCCACCCGAAUAUUAAUUUUAACAGGUUGGAUUGUGUCGGGUUAACAGGUUAGGUUGAAAAUGCCAGGCCUACCCAAUAGACAUGUGUUCUUCGUUUUAAAAGCCCCAGAAAAAAUAAUGACAUAUACAUUAUAUUAUAAAAGAGAAACUAAUGAAAAUAGCUUGAAAACUUUGAGUUUUAACGAUAAAGACAAAAUAAAGGAUAAAGUGAAAUUUGACUUUUUAGUGUAAAAAUGUCCAUUAAAGUGAACAAUAUCGCGGAUUUUUCAUUAAAACUCCAUAUUAAAAGAAUAAAACAUGUGUUAAUUUAUUAUUGGACAAAACUAAGAGAUGAGUACUCACUAGGGAGUAAACAAAUAUUGUCCAAAUAAUUGUAUUUUGCUUUCACAGUUUCAUAAAUAUGUUACAAAAUACAUGUACAAUGACUACAUGUCCAUAAAGAAGCAGCAGCAGCAAUAUCCAUUACCUUCAAAAGAAAUGACAAAAAAAGCAGAAAAGAGCUUUAAACAGUAUCAAUCGAUAAACACUGAUUAACCUCUGACAAGUUACCAAUUUGCCAAGGGCUUGUUUGUUUUCUCCACCUUCAAAAUAAUAUCCAAAACAAUUAGUUUUUUUGUAUCAUCAGCAUCUGCAAGAGCAGCAGCGGAUGAAGAAGAAGAAGCCAUAUCCAUAACUUCUAGUUUUCAGAUCUAGGAAGUAGUAGUUGCAGAGAGAUUAAUUGUGAAUUAGAAAGAGAGAGGUUCAGAAUUAAGGAGGAUCCAAUAAAGCGAGAGAGAGAGAGAGUUGUUCAGAAUUAAGGAGGACCUGAUGAAACAAAAGAGAGAGAGAGAGAGAGAGGGAGGGAGGGAGGGAGGGAGGGAGACUAGAUCAGAAUUUACGAGAGAGAGAGAGAGAGAGAGACUAGAUCAGAAUUUACUCGAAUUGGCUUUUGACUAAAGUUCCAAAGGCUCCUUCAGGAAUAUCAAUGAGUGAGAGAUGAAUAGUUAUAGAAGUACAAAAAGAGGCACAUGUUGUAAAGUUUUUCAGUUAGUUUGUAAAGGUUUUUUUGGUAAACACGGGGUUGUAAAGUUUUUUUUUUUCUUUUGGUAAACACGGUUGUAAAGUUUUUCAGUUAGUCAAUAACCAGUUUCUUUCAAGAAAUUUUUAAGAAAUUUCCAAGCAACUUUGAUUGAGGACAUUUUUAUAAUUUUCAAAAGAAAAUAAGUGAAUUUCACACUACAAAUCAUAGAGUUAAGAAUAUAAUUGUUCACCAAUUGAGAUUGAACAAGAUUUGGACUAUGUCUUUCCGAGCACAAGUGACAAAUCAAUUCAUUGAAUUAUAGAGUUUCAGCCUAUUUAAUUUGAUACAAGAUAUACACAAUCAUAACAACUAUCAAUUUUACUACUAUAUUAUAGUGAAAUCAAACUAAACGGAUGUUAAUAGUUAUCCAUUAAUAAAUAUUCAAUGGGUUAGUUAGUCACUUCUAUUUCCGAGGCUAUCGAAAGGUCCAAAGAAAGUCCAGAACUCCCACAACGAAGUUGCACACUUCAAUCUAGAGUGGCCAUACCCCAAACUAACAUAUACAAUUACAAAAAAUGGAAACUAGACAAGGUUGUAGCUCCAAUUAAGAAUGUGUUACAUUAUGUGUCAAUGUUUACUAAUUACAUCAAUUAUUAGGCCGGUUCUUUGAUUUUGAUUCGAAACAUGGUACUACUUCAAAGAUCCCCAAUGUUUUAUUUAAAAGACCUUUCCAUGCACAUCAUGUAAUUCAAGAAGUUUCAGGGACUAAUUAAAUAGCGAAAAUGAGGUGAUCGCAAAAGGGAUCAAUCAAAAUGCCUUAAUUGUACCAACUAAUGAAGUUAUUUAAGGGGUUUAUAAUCAUAUUUUAGAACGCUAAUCAUUGAUCGUCUCCUUAAAGAAAAAGAGGACGUGAAACCGACGAAACAUGAACACAACAUCGUCAUGGACAAGAGUUGCUUGUUGGCCAUAAUAAGAAUAGUUAAUCUAUAUGGGAGUGUAUAGAUUAUCAAUUAGGUUUCCUUUUUAGAAAGAUUUACAGAACGAUGCUUAAAUGUACAUAUGCGAUUUACAGUUUGAAAAUAUAACAUGUCAAAUAUCCGACAAACAAAUAACUCUGAUUUCUAAAUUGUAGCUUCCUUCUCAAUCUCGCAUUAAUUUGCACCUUUAUGUGCACGUUUUUGUUUCCCCACUUUGUACAAGUUGACAAAUCAAAAACAUAAACUUGCUAACCAACUCUAAUUUCUAAAGGGGUGUGCUAUCCACACAUUCAUUUUUACUUCUCACACAUUCUUAUUAAUUUAUGUUCGUUGAUCUUCU
Malus domestica (apple) is the source of this 4276-nucleotide messenger RNA. RefSeq names its product toll/interleukin-1 receptor-like protein. Lineage: Eukaryota; Viridiplantae; Streptophyta; Magnoliopsida; Rosales; Rosaceae. The record is from RefSeq and is a predicted model, not a curated record. Gene Ontology annotation, biological process: signal transduction.